Molecule: messenger RNA, 1179 nt
Organism: Miscanthus lutarioriparius
Lineage: Eukaryota; Viridiplantae; Streptophyta; Magnoliopsida; Poales; Poaceae
Source: the annotation of a GenBank genome assembly
AUGCGACCGCAUCUCCUCCUCCUCCUCGCCGCCGCCUGCCUCCCGCCGCCGGCCGCGUGCCGGCUCCUCCACCAGCCCCCGCCGCCGCUGCGGCAGCAGCAGCAGCAGCACGGCAGCGGCAGCGGCAGCAACGUGACCACCGUGGCGCUCGCCGCCGCCGCGUCGCUGCUCGCGUUGCUCCUGCUCUACCUCUGCGCCGCCAUCGCGGUGCGCCGGUUCCGCUCCCGCGGCGCGGUGGCGCGGGAGCCGGCGGGGGCGGGGUCCUCCUCGGCGGCGUCCCGCGCCGCGGCGUUCCUCCGCCGGCACGGGCUCCACCACCACCGCCCGUCCUUCACCUACGAGCAGCUGCGCGCCGCCACCGCGGGCUUCGACGCGGCGCGCAAGCUCGGCGACGGCGGCUUCGGGACUGUGUUCCUCGCGUACCUCCCGCCCUCCGGCCGCCCCGCCGCCGUCAAGCGCCUCCAUGUCCCGCCGUCCCCGUCCCCGUCGUUCCCCUCCGCCUCCGCCACCAUCACCAAGUCCUUCUGCAACGAGGUGCUCAUCCUCUCCGCGCUCCGCCACCCGCACCUCGUCCGCCUCCACGGCUUCUGCGCCGACCCGCGCGCGCUCCUCCUCGUCUACGACUUCGUCCCCAACGGCACGCUCUGGCACCACCUCCACCGCCGUGUCGGCGGCCCUGGCGCCGCGCCGCCGCCCCCGCCGCUCCCCUGGCGGACCCGCCUCGCGAUGGCCGCCCAGAUCGCGUCGGCGCUCGAGUACCUCCACUUCGGCGUGAAGCCCGCCGUCGUGCACCGCGACGGGACGCCGGGCUACCUGGACCCGGACUACCACCGCUCGUUCCAGCUCACGGAGAAGAGCGACGUGUACAGCUUGGGCGUCGUGGUGCUGGAGCUCGUCACGGGGCUGAGGCCCGUGGACGUGGGCAGGGAGCGGCAGGACGUGACGCUGGCGGACUGGGUGGUGGCCAAGAUCCAGGUCGGCGAGCUCAGGGAGGUCGUCGACCCGCCGGUGCUGGGCGAGGACCCCGCCGUGAUGGCGAGCGUCGAGGCCGUGGCGGAGCUGGCGUUCCGGUGCGUGGCGCCGGACAAGGACGACCGGCCUGACGCCCGGGAGGUGCUGGCCGAGCUCAAGAGGAUCCAAACCAUGCUCCCCGAGCUUCCCAGCCGCAAGGUUUCUUGA